Molecule: messenger RNA, 1431 nt
Organism: Adineta ricciae
Lineage: Eukaryota; Metazoa; Rotifera; Eurotatoria; Adinetida; Adinetidae
Source: the annotation of a GenBank genome assembly
AUGGCGACAGGUCGAACUCAUUGUGUCGUAUGUGGGAAAGACAAAGCAACGUCGAAGUGCUCUGGUUGUUUAAAUGAUUUUUGUUACAGUCAUCUAGGACAGCAUCGACAAGAAUUAGCGCAGGAAUUAGAUAAAAUCGAAGUUCAUCGAGAUCUUUUCCAGCAGACAUUGCUCGAUCGCAAAAAUGAUCAGCAAAAUCAUUCAUUGAUGAAAGAAAUUGACCAAUGGGAAUACGACUCAAUCGAAAAAAUCCGACAAAAAGCAAAACAAACGAAAGAAAUUUUAUUACAACGUAUUGCUGAGCAUGAUAUUGAAAUUGAUCAUAAAUUACACGUUCUAACCAAUAAGUUGCGAGAAGGUCGAGCAAACGAUGAUAUUACUGAAAUAGAUUUGACUUGUUGGAAAUCUAAAUUGGAAGAACUCAAUGAAAAUCUCAAUAAACUUCCAGCAGCGAGUAUUCGACAUACUACUAUGCCACUCGUAAACGAAAUCGAAGUUCAUAUUUCAUUUGUUCAAUCGAAACUACCUAGUUUAAGUGCAGAUGCAAAAUGGUCACAAAACGGAAUAGUUUUUGCUGGUGGUUGUGGAACUGGAAACAAAUUGAAUCAACUAUGGCAUCCGUACAGUCUACGUAUUGAUAUGGACGACGUGGUCUAUAUCAGCGAUUAUGAUAAUCAUCGUAUUGUGAAGUGGAGGAAUGGUGAUCGAGAGGGACAAAUUGUAGCCAGUAGAUUCGGAUCAGAGGAUCAAAAUGGCCAGCUGAAGCGUCCAACAGAUUUAGUAGUUAACUCAACCACAAACAGCGUGAUUGUUAUAGACUAUGGCAAUAGAAGAGUACUGCGUUUUGGACAACAGAAUAGCAGUAAAGAAGAGGUCAUUGUUUCGGAUAUAGAUAGCUGCGGGCUAAGUAUGGACAAGAAUGGAUAUAUCUAUGUUGCUGAUUAUAAGAAGCAUGAAGUAAGACGUUGGGAAAUAGGAAAUACAGAUAAAGCGCUUGUAGCAGGUGGAAACGGUAUGGGCGAUGGUCUCGACCAGUUAGAUAGUCCUACUCACAUUUUCGUUGAUCAAGACUAUGCAUUGUAUGUAUCAGAUACCGGAAAUCAUCGUGUGAUGAAAUGGAUGCAAAAUUCAAAACAGGGAAUAAUCGUUGCUGGUGGUCACGGAAAAGGAAAUGGAGUAACACAAUUAUGGAAUCCUCGUGGAAUUUUUGUUGAUGAACUAGGUACAGUUUAUGUAGCAGAUUACGGUAAUCAUCGAAUUAUGCGCUGGUUGAAAGGAGCUAUAGAAGGAACAAUCCUUGCUGGCGGAAAUGGUCCUGGAAAUCGAGCAGAUCAAUUGAAUAGCCCGACAAAUUUGUCUUUCGAUAAACAAGGUAACCUGUAUGUUACUGAUUUUCACAACCACCGCGUACAGAAAUUUGACCUCAGCUGA